This is a messenger RNA of Myodes glareolus (Bank vole), 2753 nucleotides long. The record is from RefSeq and is a predicted model, not a curated record. NCBI's taxonomy places the organism in Eukaryota, Metazoa, Chordata, Mammalia, Rodentia, Cricetidae.
ACAAUAUUAGGGAUAAUGAGUAAAUACAAAGAAAUUGUUCUUCUAAAAGGAUUAGAGCGUAUGGAAGACUACGACUUUAGGAUAAUUAAGUCCUUACUAAGAAAAGAACUAUGCCUGUCUGAAAGGAUACAGAAGGAUUAUGACAGAAUUCAUAUUGCUGACCUGAUGGAGGAUAAAUUCCCAAAAGAUGCUGGACUCAGCAAACUGAUAGGAUUUUGUGAAGAAAAUAAAGAUCUUAAAUACCUUGUUGAAGAACUUAAAGCAGAGAAGGCAAAAGUUGAAAAACCAAAGAAGAGAAAGAACAAAACUGCAGUGGAAGGAAAGCAAGGGGAGCCCAGCAGUUCCCAGGCUCUUUCCUCCAACAAUGCACCCUCUUCAGAGGAAAAACAAACUGUGAAAACUGAAAGUGGCAAAAAAAAGGAAGCUUACCCAGGAACAGACUCAGCUUCUAGAACCUUCAGGAAGCAACACAAACAGAAAACCACGAACACCAAAAAACAGAGUACUCUAAAGACAGACGAUUCCCAGCAAAAACACCAGCUUCUAGGAUUGUCAGCAACCAGCAACUCCUCAGCUGCAUGGGAAUGCCAGACUCUUCAGGGGCCCACGGCAACAGCUUCUAGCAGCCUCCACACUCCUCAGACACCUCCAGAAACAUGCGACUCUUUGAAAACAUCUCAAGGCUCUCCAGCACCACCCUGCCAAAGUUUUCCAGUAUCUCCAGUAUCAGACUCUAGCAUCCAUCUGAACUCUUCUAUGACUCUAACACUAUCCAAUGUUGUCCAAACUCUUUAUGUACCUUCAGCAGCAGCCUCCAGUAAGGUCUGGGUCCCUACUGUGCCUUCAGAAACAGUGUCCAGUUCUCUCAGUGCUCCACAGAUGUCUCCAGUAUCAGUGUCCAUCGGUGCCCAGAACCUUCACCUACCUACAACAGCAGCAUUCAAUAGCAUGCAGACUCUUCACCAUCCUCAAACAGUAGCAUCCAGAAGUGCCCAAACCCCUAGAGUACCUGCAACAUUAAAAAGCAAAGUCCAGGUCAUAAAGACGCCUCCAUCAACAGGAUCCAGCAGUGUUCAGGUGCCUCCAGCAACAGGAUCCAGCGGUGUUCAGGGGAGUAGUGGAAAAAUACCAACACGUGUGAGCUUUCUAGCUCACCUGGUGGUGCAGCGCCAUCUAUGGUGGAGAGUGUGGUUGCGGCCUUCUACACAGGUGCCUCCAGCAAAACGAUCCAGCAGUGUUCAGGGGCGCCAUGCUCUUCCGGGAGCAGUGUCCAGAAAUGUCUGCACCACUCAGGGGCCUCAAAGAACAACAUGCAGUAGCAUUCAGACUCUUAACCCUGCUAGAGUCAAUGUACCUGGGAAUGCUCAGGUCCCAGGUCCCUUAGCAACCGUACCUGUUUAUUUCCUGACUUCUUUGCCAUCUCCAGCAACAGCUUCUACUAGUCUCCAGAUUCUUCCACUAACAACAUCCAACAGCCUUCCAGAUCCUCGGGUGCCUAGGUCAAUCGCUACAAGUAGAGUCCAGACCACUCAAAUGCAUCCAGCAGCAGCAUCCAGCUUCACCCAGGCUCCUCAUGCUCCUCCACUGACCAUGUCCGGAAUGGUGUGCGCCAUUCAAAAACAUCAAGGAGUAGCAUCCAAUACUGGUCAGGCUCUUCCCUGUCCUAAAGUAAAAGCACCUAGGUGUGCCCUGGCUCCUCAGAUGCCGUCAGCAACAACAUCUGAAAGUCUCAUAGCUCCAAGUACAUCUCCACCAACAGCAUCCAAAAGUCUCCUGGCUCCAGUGGGGUCUCCAGCAACUACAAGCAGCAGCCCAUGCGUGACACCAAGGAAGGGAAACAUACCCAAGGACCCUGCUAAAGAAGAAGGUCACCAUAGAGAUGCAAAAGAAGUGAUGGUUUUGAAAGUAACAGAACCAUUUACUUAUGAUUUGAAUGAUGGCAAAAUGAUGUUCCAUGCCACUGUGGCAACUGAGAAUGAAUUCUUCAGAGUGAAGAUUUUUGACCCAGUUCUAAAGAACAAGUUCAUUCCAAAUAAGAUCAUUGCCAUAUCAAAUUAUUUUGGCUUAAAUGGGUUUCUGGAGAUAUACCAAGCUUCCUGUGUGUCUGAUGUAGAAAAGAACAGAAUGAUGGAUAUCCCAAAAACACUGAAGCGAAGAGCUAAUGCAACUCCUAAAAUUAAAGAUCUUAUCUCACAGGCACAGGGGACAUAUGUGAAUGGAGAGUUUGUGGUAUAUGAGAAAACAGAGAGGAAUUCCUUCAUUUACUAUGGAAUUGAAGAUGAUACAGGGACAAUGGAAGUGGUGGUCUAUGGAAGACUGACCAGUAUAAAGUGUGAGCCAGACCAAAAACUUCGACUCAUCUGUUUUGAAUUGUCCUCAAGCGAAGAUAAACCACAGCUGAAGUCUGUAAGACACAGUAACAUGCAGGUUGUCAAUAUCAGAAAGAAACUCCCUCAAGCCUGAUUCAGAUCAGAAAACCUGGAUGCCAAGGAUACUGUUUAUGGAGAUAAGAUCCAAGUCCUGAAAAUACGUGUAUAUAUGAACUGUUGCAAUACCAUACCUAUGAAAGCCAGCUCUUUUUGUUUUGAUUUUUCAAGACAGUAUCUCUCUGUUUAGUCAUUGUGGUCCUGGAAAUCACUUUGUAGACCAUGCUGGCCAUGAACUCAGAGAGCUACCUGCCUCAGCCUCCUGAGUUCCAGGAUUAAAGGCCUGCACCUCCACCACCAGACCUGCUCUUAAUUCUAGGAAAUAGU